Molecule: messenger RNA, 1145 nt
Organism: Eremomyces bilateralis CBS 781.70
Lineage: Eukaryota; Fungi; Ascomycota; Dothideomycetes; Eremomycetales; Eremomycetaceae
Exons: 2
Coding region: 83-1105 (340 amino acids)
Molecular function (GO): nucleic acid binding
Source: RefSeq, a predicted model, not a curated record
CAUGCAAAAAUUCCACCUCCAUCGCCUUGUCUGAAGCAGUUGAAUGUCGAAGAAUGGUGUUGUGCUGGACCGUUUCUGAAAGAUGGGUCUGAGUGCGCCUCGCAACCGAGUGAAACUCUCGAGUGAUCCUAACAACACAAAUUGGAGCCGGUCAACCGAGCGCUUCGGACACAAGAUCUUGACCACAUAUGGCUGGGAACCGGGCGCGGCUCUUGGUGCGGAGAAUGCAGCACAAGCAGCACACUACACCUCCGCCAACUUCUCGCACGUCCGUGCCGUGCUGAAAGAUGAUACUCGCGGGUUGGGCUGCAAUAAGAAGUCUGCGGCGGAAAAUGAUACCUUUGGACUGAAUCUUUUCCAGAACGUCUUGGGAAGGCUCAACGGAAAGGACGAUGGUCAACUAGAAAAAGAUGCGAAGCAGUUGAGGGAUGUUAAUCUACGUCUCUACCAAGAGAAGGCCUUCGGUACCAUGAUCUUUGUACAUGGGGGCUUUCUGGUCGGGGAUCGGGUUGAGCGUAGCCUUCCAACAACCACCGACCGAAAACGCUCAUCGACCGAGGAGAAGGAGGCUCCGGACGGUAAAUCGGGUGCAAUCGAAUCUACUUCCCGUAGAAAGAGAAAAAGGGGAGCCGAAUCCGCGGAUGCUUCUUCAUCUGAGCGCAACAAUGAAGAACCACGUGGUUCAAAAUCGAAUGGCGAUGGCGUGAGUGAGAUGACAGGCCGUCAAGCACGGGAUGAGAGGAAAAGGCAGAGGAAGGCUAGAAGAGAAUUGAGGGAGAAAAAGCGAGAAGAGAAAAGGAACAAGAAACGACGGAAGGACGGAACUGAGUCGACAGAGAAAGGUGUUGAACCGGUGGUAUCCGGAACUUCUACACCACUUGUCCUAUCGUCCCAUAGUUCUGGGACUUCAACUCCGAUUUCAAAUCCAAAUAUUUUGGCUGGUGGUCGCCAAGAACUACGACGCAGAUCGAUUCUCCAGAAGCGAAUGGCCAUGUCGAGUCAGACAGCACUCAAUGAGGUAGGGUUGAAAUGGUUUCGAUAUGCCUUGACGAUGCUUACAUUAUUUGCAGAUAUUCAUGCUCAAGGCCGGAAUCUGAGCGUGUAAACGGAUCUACAGAAGCCUCUAACGUUGAAUUAUCGGUCAC